Messenger RNA from Adelges cooleyi (spruce gall adelgid), 615 nucleotides. RefSeq lists its product as uncharacterized. Bases 10 to 381 code for a protein of 123 amino acids. The transcript is spliced from 6 exons. The record is from RefSeq and is a predicted model, not a curated record. Lineage: Eukaryota; Metazoa; Arthropoda; Insecta; Hemiptera; Adelgidae.
CCGAAAAUAAUGUUUUUUCAAUGUAAAACUAUAUCAUCAAAUUAUCAUGGUCAGACGAUCAAUCCUUUUCGUGCAACGUUAAAUGACCUACUCAGAGGUGUGGAACAAAUCACCAGACUAGAGAUGACCCAAGUUUUAAAUGGCCAACAAGUUCGUCGAAGAUUUGCUACAUCAAGGCAUCUCAACAAUAACUUGUUGCAAAAUGCAUUACAAGACAUACGUAAUGGUGGAGAUCCUGUCCAAUAUUUACGCAGAGUAGGACAUAUAAACGAAUCUUAUAUAAAUCAAAUGUUGGGUCCCAUACAACAGCCAGAAGUAAAUCGCCAGCGUAUUGGACCAAAUCAUCAAAUUAACUGGAAUGGACUUGUGGAAGAAUUUUAAGAUUUAAAUGAGGACAUAGAACCGCCAUCUCCUCCACUACGUCCAGUUGCAAUAGAAAUCGAAAACGAAGAAGAAGUUGUUGAUAUAUGUCCCAUUUGUAUGAAUGAAGAGACGACCGUCAUCUUACAGCCAUGUACGCACAAAUACUGUAAUACUUGCGCCAUACGACUCCUGACAGAGAAUUUUAACUGUCCGUUAUGUAGAGCGACCAUCGAGGAGUUCUCUGGAAUCCAA